This is a messenger RNA of Closterium sp. NIES-65, 1305 nucleotides long. NCBI's taxonomy places the organism in Eukaryota, Viridiplantae, Streptophyta, Zygnematophyceae, Desmidiales, Closteriaceae. The record is from the annotation of a GenBank genome assembly.
AUGUACAUCACCCUCUACUACAUAGUCACCCGCCUCCCUGACUCUCUUCGGGUAGUCACGGACCACUUCGUCUCUGAUUGCCCCACCACUCUUACCGUUGGCCUCCUCGAGAAGGCCCUCCUAGCGAUAGAGAAGAGCAUAGUCGUUGUAGGAGCCUCUGGUAGUAACCCUCGCACCCCUGUCUUUGAGGGGUGUUCUCCCUCCCCCCUCUUGCCCUCUGUUGCCUCUGCUGCUGCGGCCAACCUCGUUGGUUUAGAGUCGGUCGGCACUGCGUCUGCCCCAAGCGGGAGACGCCGCACCGGCAAGGGCAAGGGGGGCAAGGGCACUGGAGGGGCUGGAGGGGGCGGUGGAGGUGGUGGUGGAGGCGGUGGAGGGAGUGGGGGUGGUGGUGGGAGUGGUGCCGGGGGUGGCGGCGACGACGGCAGCAGUGGAGGCAGCGGAGGCAGUGGAGGUGGCGGAGGGAGCGGAGGCGGCGGAGGUGGUGGAGGAGGCGGAGGUGGAGGAGGCGGCGGAGGCGGCGGAGGCGGCGGCGGCGGCGGAGGUGGCGGCGGCGGCGGAGGCGGCGGUGGUGGAGCGAGUCGGGACUCUGCGCAGAGGAGUGGCGCCGGUGGUGGUCAGCGCCAGCAGCAGCAGCGGAGUGGUGUGACCCUGUCCCCUCAGCAGCUUCGUGAGUGGUACACUGCGCGCCAGCGCAGUGGGGGUUUUGGUCCCUGCUCUUACGUCCUCCGUACCGGCGACCGCACUGGUGAGCAGUGCGGAGGCCCGCACUCCACCCAGCGCUGCUUUGGUUGCCUGACGGACGCGUGGUGUCGCCAGUUCCCUAAUGCGUCAGAGAUCCCUCGCUGGGGAGAUCUGGCUAAGGCCGGGGUUGCUAUCUUUGAUCUUGAUUUUGAUGCUAUCCUUGCUGCCAUGUAUGCUGUUGAUACUAGUGUUGCUGGUGACUGUUACCUGUGUGUAUCGCCUGACCCGGGCAUUGAGGCUGCUGCUCUAGGUGCUGGUGGGGCUGCUGCUCUAGGUGCCCGUGCGUCUGCCGCCCCAGGUACUGGUGAUUCUGCUCUCUCAGGUACUAUGUCGUCACAGGCCUUCCACACCUUCACCCUGGACUCGGGUGCGUCCCGCUCCUUCUUUCGAGACCGCACCACUCUUACGCCACUUAGUCGGCCGGUUGCAGUCUCCCUGGCAGACCCCUCUGGGGGUCCUGUCCUUGCUAGCUUCUCCACUGUCCUUCCGUGCCCGGCAGCCCCCUCUGGCACCCUGUCUGGUCUCUACCUCCCCUCGUUCUCUACGAACUUGCAUACCCCCUAG